Talaromyces proteolyticus is the source of this 1752-nucleotide messenger RNA. RefSeq names its product putative MFS transporter. The transcript has 7 exons. The record is from RefSeq and is a predicted model, not a curated record. The coding region runs from base 1 to 1752 and encodes 583 amino acids. Gene Ontology annotation, biological process: transmembrane transport. Gene Ontology annotation, molecular function: transmembrane transporter activity. NCBI's taxonomy places the organism in Eukaryota, Fungi, Ascomycota, Eurotiomycetes, Eurotiales, Trichocomaceae.
AUGGGUCUCGGCGUGCUGGAAGAUACGAAGUUGGACCAUGUUCCUGGGACGUCCUUCGUGAUGGAUGAUCAGAAUUCUGCCCGAGAAGGCACCUCCCACGAAAUUAAGCCCUGGCUCAAGUACGAUCGCUCAGGGCCGGUCCCCAUUGUCCUCGUCCCGCAACCAAGUGAUGACCCAUACGAUCCGUUGAAUUGGCCGUUAUGGAAACGGGAUGUCAUCCUGGCCAUCCUAUCUCUAGUUGCCGUGCUUUGCGCAACGAUGAGCCCAAUCAUGGCUGCCAACACAGUCGACAUUGCUCUUUACUAUUCCAAGAACUUCACCGACGUAGCCUUGCUCACCGGUUACCACUUGCUUGGCGUUGGCGUGGCCGGUAUUUUCUGUGUUCCGACCGCAAGAGUAUGGGGCAAGCGCCAUCUCUUUAUUAUUGGUAACGUCUUGAUGAUUAUCAGCUGUGCCUGGGCCGGAGGCAGUAGUAAUAGCUACCGGAGCUUGACAGCUGCGCGAGUCUUCCAAGGCUUUGCUCUAGCUCCAUUCGAAGCCUUGGUGAAUACCUGCGUUGGCGACUUAUACUUUGUGCAUGAGCGUGGAAAGCGGAUGGCCCUCUCAAAUGUCGCGCUUUUCGGUGGAGCAUUCUUGACUCCCGUAUUCGUUGGCAAGAUAACAGCAUCGCUAAGCUGGGAGUGGACUUUUUAUUUUGUGGCCAUCUUCACUGCCGCAGCUUUGCCCUUUAUGAUUUUCUUCGUGCCAGAAACUGCCUAUCGCCGUGCUGAUUACCUGAACACUGAUUUUCUUGGCGAUGCUAUUCCCCCAUCCGAUUAUACAGGGCCUCAAGCAAGCAGCGAUCAAUCAGAUACACAAAUGACUUUUGGUCGUGAGAAGGUAGAACCUCAUGGAUCUAGCGAAGGCCUUCGAGACGGAACCCAGGCCGCACAAAUCGGUGGGGAGCAACUCCCUACAAGGGAUGGGAAUGUCACCAUGGUUCCGCGGGAAUACUCGUAUCGGCAGACGUUGAAACUUUUCAACGGCCGGAAGACUGACGAAGACUUUUUGAAACUCCUUCUACGUCCAUUUCCGCUAUUCCUCCAUCCUGGGAUUCUUUGGGCUUGCUUAACCCAAGGUGUCCUCAUCGGCUGGACAGUAUUCAUUGGUGUGGUGUUAGCAGUCGUGUACAUGACUCCCCCCUUGUGGUUCGACGAAGUCCAGACCGGCUAUAUGUACACUUCGGCUUUCAUCGGGUCGAUCAUCGGUCUGGUUUUGUCCGGCCUUCUUUCUGACUGGAUUAACAAGAUCAUGAUCAAACGCAACAAAGGCACGUACGAGCCAGAGUUUCGCAUCGUCCUAGUGUUUUUCCAGCUUAUUUUCAGUGGCAUCGGACUCUUUGGAUUUGGAAUCACUGCCAAUGACAUCAAGAAAUAUGGUUGGCUGAUCCCUGACGUUUUCUUCAGCUUUGUGAUCAUUGGAAUGGUGAUGGGCGCUGUUUCUAGUGCUCUGUAUAUUGUCGAUGCACACCGUCAAAUUGCCGUCGAGGCAUUCACCUGCAUGCUCAUUUUCAAAAACUUUUUCAGUUUUGUUCUCACCUUCUUCGCAUAUAAUUGGCUCGUUGUGAAGGAUGGUUCCCGGAUACCUUUUGAGGUUAUUGGCGCAAUCCAGAUUUUCAUCUGCCUUUUGGCUAUCCCGAUGUAUAUAUUCGGGAAAAAGAACCGUUCCUUUUUCGCGCGCAACGACAUUUUGAAAAUCCUCCAUCUGUGGUAG